Messenger RNA from Polyodon spathula (Mississippi paddlefish), 3300 nucleotides. RefSeq names its product SWI/SNF-related matrix-associated actin-dependent regulator of chromatin subfamily D member 2-like. NCBI's taxonomy places the organism in Eukaryota, Metazoa, Chordata, Actinopteri, Acipenseriformes, Polyodontidae. Gene Ontology annotation, cellular component: nucleus; SWI/SNF complex. Gene Ontology annotation, biological process: regulation of transcription by RNA polymerase II. The record is from RefSeq and is a predicted model, not a curated record. The coding region runs from base 411 to 1946 and encodes 511 amino acids. The transcript is spliced from 14 exons.
AGCAGGGGGCGUUUGUAAGGAGUCCUAUUUCAAAGACUACCACUGAGUAGGAGGAGGUUGCGUGUUAGUUCAGACACAGCCAAACCCUGUCUGAUCGCUAUCUUUAGACAUUGGUCGGGCUCUUAAAUUCUUUUUGUGUGCCAACCAUUUAAAAUAAUUAGGGGGCUUGAACAAAACCGUAGAUUCAUGGGAAAUGAUGACACCAACAAUACAACCACCGUUUUGUUGCACAAUACUAAGAGUUUGCACAACAAGGAGGAACUAGUUUAGACUUGAGCAGAAUAUUUCUUUACACAUUCUUUUUUUUUUUUUUUUUUUUUUUUUAGUUUAUAGCCUUCAAAAAAAGUGAUCCUGAAAGUGUCGAGCUCUAAUUUAACAGCAGGAAGGUUUGAGUUUAAAAAAAAAAAAAAAUGGCGACAAGAGGAGGGUACCCCAUGACUGCUGGUAGUCCCAUGAAUUUAGGGGGUAACCCAGUGAAUCCUAAUAUUAACCCUAUGAAUUCGGGUCAAGGUGUUCUUCGGAUACCUCAUGCAAUGCAACAGAAUCCAGGCUAUCGCACCAUGGGCACAGGCGCCUCCCCGUACCACCAGCGGCAGGGAAUGCCCCCAGGUCGAGGUAUGCCAAUGCCAGGGAUGGGGCCUGUCCCUGGACCUUCAUAUGGUCCAGGGAUGCCCAUGAGGCCUGGCAUGCUUCAGCAAGGGAUGGACCCCUUCCGAAAACGACUUCUUCAACAGCAGCAGCAGCACCACCUUGGGAUGCAUAACCAGAGACGGGGAAUCAAGCGACGGAAAAUGGCAGACAAGAUACUUCCUCAAAGGAUUCGAGAGCUGGUUCCUGAAUCUCAGGCCUACAUGGAUCUCCUUGCCUUUGAGCGCAAGCUCGACCAGACCAUCGCUCGCAAGCGCAUGGAGAUCCAGGAAGCUAUUAAAAAGCCUAUAACACAAAAACGCAAGUUACGUAUCUACAUCUCCAACACCUAUACCCCCGCCAAACCAGAGGGGGACGAGGCAGAGAAGGUGGCUUCGUGGGAGCUGCGCGUGGAAGGAAAGCUUCUGGAAGACCCUGGAAAACAGAAGAGGAAGUUUUCUUCCUUCUUUAAGAGUUUGGUGAUUGAGCUGGACAAAGAACUGUAUGGACCAGACAACCACCUGGUUGAGUGGCACCGGAUGCCUACAACCCAGGAGACGGACGGGUUUCAGGUGAAGAGACCUGGAGAUGUCAAUGUGAAGUGUACUCUCCUGCUAAUGUUGGACCACCAGCCCCCACAGUACAAGCUGGACCUGCGUCUGGCUCGUCUGCUGGGCGUUCACACCCAGACCCGCGCCAACAUCAUGCAAGCUCUGUGGCUCUACAUCAAGAACAACAAGCUGCAGGACAGCCAUGAGAAGGAGUACAUCAACUGCAACCGCUACUUCAGACAGGUGUUUAACUGUAAUCGGAUGAGAUUCUGUGAAAUCCCGAUGAAGCUGGCUGGCCUGUUGCAGCAUCCAGACCCCAUCAUCAUCAAUCACAUGAUCAGCCAUGCCGAAUGUGUGGACCCAAAUGACCAGAAGAAAACGGCUUGCUAUGACAUUGAUGUGGAGGUGGACGACCCCUUGAAAAGUCAGAUGAGCAGCUUCUUGUCAUCGACCACCAACCAGCAGGAGAUCGCUGCUCUGGAAGUGAAGAUCCAUGAGACCAUCGAGUCAAUAAACCACUUGAAAACUCAGCGGGAUUUCAUGCUAAGCUUCAGUAACAACCCCCAGGAGUUCAUUCAGGACUGGCUGAAAUCCCAGUGCCAGGACCUCAAGCUGAUGACGGACACGGUUGGAAACCCAGAAGCGGAGAGAAGAUCAGAGUUUUACGAGGAGCCCUGGGCACAGGAGGCUGUCGGGAGAUAUGUUUUCUCAAAGGUACAGCAGCGCAGGCAAGAACUGGAACAAGUGCUUGGAAUCCGCCUCACCUAGAGAUGGUUUUCUUCUAUAGUACAUGCCUGUGGAGGCUCUGAAUUGAAAGCAUGUGACCUACCAGCAUUGGAAUUGACAGGGUCCAUGCAAACACAUGGUGGUUUUAUCUAUAGAACAACAACUUGAAGAUGUACCGUGUUUACUCGAAUUCAAGUCGCACCCCCAAAUACGGACACCAAGAAAAAAAAAGACCCUGAAUGCAAGUCCCAUUUAACUCUUAAUGAAAAAAGCAAAAUAAUUAACGAUUCAAUUACUUUUUGAUUUCUAGGUGAAUCUUUCUUUAAGCAGUACAUACCUUAGUGUCCCUGUUUCUUGUGCUCCUCCAGAUAGAGAAAGGAAGAUAUAGAAAUAAAUGAUUGUUCAUUUUGAAGCCAGACCCGCAUUGAUCAUUUCAACAAGUACUAUACUGGUAAUAUUAUAGUAUUACAUAGCCUUUCGAUUAUGUCUCCGUCUUUUGAUGCAUCGCAGAUGCCGCAGUUUCUUUUUUCUUCAGCAAACUAAAUUACUUUUCUUUUAUAAGCUGCAUCAAAAAAUUUUCAUGAAGUUUGCUGUGCAGCCAUUUUAAUAUCCGGGUACUGUAACGAGUGUAAUGUCUGUAGUGGGCAAUGCUCUGUACAGCCGGUCUUCAAGUGCACCAGAAUAAUUGACAUUUUGGCCACAAAAGUGCGACUUCAAUAAGAGUAAAUACGGUAUUUUGUAUGCUAUUAGGUAUUGGCGUAAUCUAAAUGCUGCAAUUACUGGAAAAUAUAAGACAGCGCAAUGUUUUUCAAUUAUUUUUUUAUUUUUUUUAUUUUUCAAGUUUUGUGAAAUUAGCUGAAUUCAGUCUUGGUGAUUUGAGGUUCAGGGGUGAUUUCUGUAUAAUACUGCUUUAGGCAGCUAGUCUGUAUGACAUAAUAGAGGGUAAAGGGACAUAGAUGGGUGGCCGUAAUCUUCAUUUUCUUAAUUUUAAUACAUUUUGCCUUUGUUUUAUAUGUGUUUCUCUAAGAUCAGAGUCCUUGGACAUCUUUUUUAUUCCAGUUGUAGUAUAUCCAUUUGUAUUUAAUAUGGGAUGGGAUUUACCCAAUUCUACUAUUGUAGAAGAGGAUUAUAAAUUAAAACUUCCUAUGCAGUAUAGGGAAAAAAAAAAAAAAGAACAUAGGUGCAAAAACUUUGUUUUAUAACUUUUAUACACCAAAGGAUUUGUUUAACAGUUUAUUGUUGUUUAAUAGUUUAAUAAUAUCUAAGAGAUUGGGAAUAACACAGAGCAUUCAGUUUUUUCUUCUUUCUUCAAAUCUUAAUUUAGUUAUUGAGAGCCAAUUUGAGUUAAACUGUUGAAAUGUCUGUGUGUGUGUGUAUAAUAUAUAUAUAUAUAUAU